Messenger RNA from Alternaria metachromatica, 897 nucleotides. RefSeq lists its product as uncharacterized. The transcript has a single exon. NCBI's taxonomy places the organism in Eukaryota, Fungi, Ascomycota, Dothideomycetes, Pleosporales, Pleosporaceae. The coding region runs from base 1 to 897 and encodes 298 amino acids. The record is from RefSeq and is a predicted model, not a curated record.
AUGUCGAGUCAGGAGCGCAACCAGGAGCAUGCCACGAACUGGAUCGUCAUGAAGCAGGACCGCCGACAAAGACUCUAUGGCCCUUUCAGCAACGCAGAGGAGCAUCGAAACAGUGAGGCGAAGAUUUUUGCCAAUACAAUACUAGGAGAGUAUUUCGACCCUAUACCCCAGGUUGCGAAACCCCGGUUGGAAAGUCAGAUGGUCGACGCUGUGAAUGAUCUGUUUCAAAUGGCGGGAGACCCCGACUUCGAACGGCCAUUUCCGAAAUUGCUACCUGAUUCUACUCCGGAUGACAUCGUAUUCACAGAGCAGAAAAUCACUCUCAACCAAGGAUUCCAGAAGGAUGCCGCGGUAGCCAUUAAGAAGCUCGCGGCAGGCGAGGAUAUGGACGAAUACCGGCCUCCAAAAGAACCAAAGGCUACAUACGGAGAUGGAUUGAGGAUCUUCUACGUCAGCGUCAGAAAAGCCGAAAUGCGAUGGCUUGAUAUCGAGCUUGACGAAGACAUUGCGAAAAAUCCAACCAAAUUCUCAUCUUUUCCAUUUAUAAUGGGCGCGAAGGCGGCCCCCAGUAAAAGAUAUCUUUUGAAGGACUCGAAUUGGCGCUUUGACAAGUAUUUCGAACAAGGCUCAUUUCCCUACGAAAUAGAGGGCGGCGUCCAAGUCUUCGUAGACAAAGACAAGGCUAUAGAGUAUGCAGAGGCGGAGGCGGGAAAGAAUGCAAUUCUGAAUGUGGAAUCUCCGAGAAGCCUGGCCGAGGAACGAGUCGUAUAUGAGGUACCAUCUGAAGACGAGACUGCGGGGCCCUUACGAGGCCUGCCCAAGCAUUUCAUGCUUUACGCAGUCACCACUGCUCGUAUUAACAAAACUGGAAGAGUUCCGGAAUGGUGUGCGCUCUAG